Messenger RNA from Arachis duranensis, 3150 nucleotides. RefSeq names its product transcription factor MYB124. The coding region runs from base 1058 to 2533 and encodes 491 amino acids. NCBI's taxonomy places the organism in Eukaryota, Viridiplantae, Streptophyta, Magnoliopsida, Fabales, Fabaceae. Gene Ontology annotation, biological process: regulation of DNA-templated transcription. The record is from RefSeq and is a predicted model, not a curated record. Gene Ontology annotation, cellular component: nucleus. The transcript is spliced from 11 exons. Gene Ontology annotation, molecular function: DNA-binding transcription factor activity, RNA polymerase II-specific; RNA polymerase II cis-regulatory region sequence-specific DNA binding.
CACUCCCUAGUACACUGUCUCUACGCACUGUUCCAUCUAACUAAACUAAGAAAAGUCUCUGAUUCAAUCGAAUGUCCUCUCUCUCUCUCUCUCUCUCUCUCUCUCUCUGAUGCCAUUGUUUUCUCUCUCUGGAUUUUCAGUCUCCGCCCAGAAUAUAGCAGAGAUCUCUCAAAAUCACAACAUUCUUAGUCGAGGUACUUGUCUAUGUCUACUUAACCAACUUUGAACAAAAACACCAACUUUUUUCUUUUCUUUUUUUUUUUCCGUUUAAAUUCCCAAAGUUGUUCAAAUUUUAGAUCUAUCACCACCACCUUUUCUGCCUCAUCAAUUGCAUACUCCACCAAAAUACUACACAUACAUAACAUUCACCCUCUCUCUCUCUCUCUCUGUCUCUCUCUCUCUCUCGGGUUUCGGAAAAAUAGAUUUUGAUCGAAACCCAUGAACCCUUAUAGUACCCUUUUAUGUAUUCUCCAUUGCCCAUUUUCUAUCUCUCUCUCUCAUUUCAUUUGGGUCUCUCCUAACUUGAGUGUCCUGUUAUGUUCUGUUUUGGUUACAGAGAGAAUAAUAAGAUGCUAUUUUUCUCUGUGAUCAAAGUUCUGAAAAGUUAGAAUCCGAGGCCAUUUCUUUGGAGGGUACUAACACUAAUGAUAUCCGUUUUGUUUUCAUUUUGAGAGCAUAUGGCUUUUCUCUUAUUAAGGUCACUUUUCAGAAUGCAAUCUUAUUCUUAUUACGGUUCCCGUUUUGGAACGGUCACUCUUUGUAAAAGUUUGAUUUGAUGAUACACAAGUAACAAGGGGUUUUCUUUUCCUUCUUUCCCCCUCUUUUUGUUUUCUUUUCCUUUUUUUUUUAAGAAUUUUAAAAUAUCUCUCUCUUUUGUAAUAAAAUUGCUAAAAGCUUUGGUAUAUUAUAAAGGGAGAGCGUUGGCUUUAGCAUGCAACUUGGCUCCGGUAAAAAACAAAUAAAAAUAAAGAAGGGAGCGUCUCUGAUAGAGAGAGCAAGCGCCACGACACUAAUAAUAUAGAAUAAACAAAAGAAUAUUCAAGACACCAAAAAGAUCAUGCAAGAUAAUAUGAAGAAGCAGAAGCAGAAGCAGGUAGUGGUGGUGGCCAAUAAUGAAGAAUCUAAUAAGAAGAAGGAGCAUCGCAUUGUUAUGUGGACUCAAGAGGAGGAUGAUAUUCUGAGGGAGCAGGUUGGAAUCCAUGGAACUGAAAAUUGGGGUAUUAUUGCUUCUAAAUUCAAGGAUAAAACUACAAGACAGUGCAGAAGGAGAUGGUUCACUUACUUGAAUUCUGAUUUCAAGAAAGGGGGUUGGUCACCGGAGGAAGAUAUGCUCUUGUGCGAGGCUCAGAAACUAUUUGGUAACCGGUGGACAGAAAUAUCAAAGGUGGUUCCAGGCAGAACGGAUAAUGCUGUUAAGAACCGGUUCUCCACAUUGCGCAAAAAGAGAGCGAAAUAUGAAGCAUUAGCAAAAGAGAACCACACUUCUUACACCAAUUCAAAUAAUAAGAGGGUUAUUCUACAACAUGGACAUGUUACAGAUUCAGCAUCAGAAUCUGGUGUGUCUACUAAGAAGAUGAGGAGGCCGCAUAUUCCAGUGGUAGAAGAAAGGAUAAACUAUGGAGACAGAUUACAUAAACAAAAUGGAACUCAGAUAAGUCAGCAGCCAAGAGCGCCAUUCGCCGUGCUACCUCCGAACUCUUAUAAUGUCAACAACUUAUCAGAUCAGCAUGAUAUCUGCAGUUUGAAGUUUAAUGGUUAUGGCCAAAACAAGUUGCAAGGGACAUUCCUCAAAAAGGAUGAUCCAAGGAUAAACGCAUUGAUGCAACAAGCAGAGUUGCUAAGUUCAUUAGCUCUAAAAGUUGAUGCAGAGAACAUGGACCAAAGUCUAGAAAAUGCAUGGAAGGUUCUUCAAGAGUUUCUGAAACGAACCAAAGAGUCUGAUGGUCCGAGAUGUAAGGUUCCGGAUCUACAGCUUGUAGAUCUAGGAGAUUGGUUGGAGGACUUGAAGAGUAACAGUGAGGGAAUUCAACCAUGUUGGAGGAAAUUUAAAUCCAUUCAAAACACAAAGUUCUAUGAGGACUAUAGUUUCGGAUUGUAUUCUAGGCAAAUGGAAUUAUAUGAAGACUCUCCUGGCAGUUCUGAGUACAGCACAGGAUCAACUCUCCUCCCUCAUUUGGGUGCCGACAACUCGGAACACUCGCUGCAUCAGGAAAUUGAAACUGAACUCAAGUCAAUACACAUUGGAGAUCAAAAGGAAUGUGAGCAAGGUGUUCUUUCUACUGCAACUUUGGAUCAAGAUGUUUUCACAUUAAAUAAGGAUCGGAUGAACAAAGAUGGCAUUGUUUCUGCCUCAUCAAUGACAGAGUUCAGUUCCCCUCUUCAAGUUACACCUCUGUUCAGAUCCUUGGCUGCAGGAAUUCCUAGCCCUCAAUUUUCCGAAAGCGAGAGGAACUUUCUCAUGAAAACACUUGGAAUGGAAUCUCCAUCCUCGCAACCACCACUCUGCAAAAGAGCCCUGCUACAAAGCCUAUAAUCUCAUUUGCUAAUCCUUCUAAACUACAAAUAUCUACAUGUCCUUCUCUCUUCUUCACCCUUGGCAAAUCCGGCUUUGCCUAGUUCUCCUUUUACCUCAUUCGAGGAAAAAAUUUGCAGUUUUGGUAAGCCUGAAAAGUUUUGAAAGCCAUUUACCCUCCAUCGUCCUCCCAAAAUGUUACGGCACAUUCUGAGAGGAUCUUUAAAACAUGUCUAACACUAUCCAUGCACAAAAAAAGUGUGCAUGGUGUGUCAUUCUUUUUGGUUUGUUCUGGGUUUGUUUUUUCUCCAAUCCAGCUUUUUCUCUUUGGUUUGCUUUUCUUUCUUUUUUGUACAGAGAAUGCUGUGUGAUUACUUCGUCGUCCGGAGUGUGUGUAUACAUCGGCAAAUCGCCAUCCGUACUACAUAUAAUGAACAGAGAGACAUAGAUAGAAGAGAGGAAAAAAAUGAAAAAGAAAAAAAAAGAAGAGUAAAAGGAUUAACCAGUAGGAAAUUGGAUUCCUAUUUGUUAUUUUGGGUGUGCAUAGGUCAUAGAAUAAGAUUAUUCUUUUUUUCUUUAUUUGGUUCUGAUGUACUGAAUCAUAAUAUAGAUUGGAGUGGAAAUGCAUUUGGCUUUGG